Salvelinus sp. IW2-2015 is the source of this 1706-nucleotide messenger RNA. RefSeq names its product zinc finger protein 135. Gene Ontology annotation, molecular function: DNA-binding transcription factor activity, RNA polymerase II-specific. Gene Ontology annotation, biological process: regulation of transcription by RNA polymerase II. Gene Ontology annotation, cellular component: nucleus. The record is from RefSeq and is a predicted model, not a curated record. NCBI's taxonomy places the organism in Eukaryota, Metazoa, Chordata, Actinopteri, Salmoniformes, Salmonidae.
GGCUUUUGGUCAGAUGACAGACAUGGGGGCGGAGACAUGGCCUGCAUCACCUGUCAUAAAACAGGAGGAAAUGGAUGAUGGUGACAUGGAGUCUCAAGGUUAUGGCAAGGAGAUUCGAGACACUCACAAGGCCAACCAGAAUAUCACAGGAGAAAGUGAUGAGCCAGACAGAAGUCCAGCCUCUGGGGGAUCCAGAGAACUUGGACUCGACGACUUCAAGAGAGAACAGAGUCCGUUGCUGGUGUCAGCUGAGGAUGCAGCGGCACCCACAAAGAAGAAAUGUAAUAAUAUAAAAAUGUACACGUGUGAAGUAUGUGGUAAGAUUGAGACCAAGAAAGGCACAAUGACAAGUCACAUGAUAAAGCACACAGGGCUGCUCUUUAGCUGUGAUAUCUGUGGUGAGAAAUUCAAGCGUCGAGACUGCUUGACCAGACACAAGCGCUCCAAUCACUACACAGGGAUCAUCUACAGUUGCUCUGUGUGCGGAAAAACCUUCCGGCAGGCCACAUCUCGCGACACGCAUGAGCGUGGUCACACUGGAAAAAACUAUUGGUGUUCAGACUGUGGCGAGACGUUCAAGGAGCGCCAGGAUCGCGACACACAUGAUUGCAUUGUUUACAAGGGAGACCGMCCCUUCAGCUGCUCAGAGUGCAACGAGGACUUUCAAAGGCAGUACCAUCUCAAACAACACCAGCUGGAAAAACACCCUCUAAUGGUGGACCAGACUGUCCACUAUAAACUCAGAUGCUCUGUGUGUGGAAAAGUGUUCACGCACAUCAAAUGGUUAAUCAGGCAUGAGCGCACUCACAGGGGYAAAAAUGAGCGCAGYGAUCAUGACKCACACGAGUCCUUUGUUGAAGAUCCUAUCAACAAACAACUUGAGUCAAAGGACRUAGAGGGUCAGUUUGGGUCAGUUGAGAGUUCUGAGGCACCCAUAAGGAGUGAAAUMAUACGGUACACCUGUGAAAUAUGUGGAAAAACUUGGGCGACUAAAAGUYGCAUGCGCAGUCACCUGGUAAUACACAAAAAGAAGCACUAUACCUGUGAUGUCUGUGGCAAGGUAUUUAGGCUCAAAUCUCUGUUCACAAUGCAUCAGCUCAGACACACUGGAUUUAAAAGUCAGUACCAGCUUGAAAAACACCCUCUAAAGUUGGAGCAGCCAUGRUCUGAUCAUGAUACUGCCAUGGUAGUUCAGGGAGCACAGCCUUCUACUGACAGUGACUUAAAGACAGAUAUGAGUGCCCUAGGUGGUUCAAGUUCAGGUCCCACAGACUAAGUUGAGCAACGAUCACAGUAACUAUGUCAAAAACGACGUGUUCCUAUAGAAGUCGAGGAAGCACAGCCRACGCCUGCCUGAAAAUGGCUGCUCCCUUUUUGUCCCCACUGAAGAUGACAAGUUAAAUGGCUUCAACUGAAUGAAGUUGUUUUYUAAAGUACAAAACAUUUACACAUGAAUAAAGGGCCAAUGGAGAMUGGGGAAAUAGUGUGUAGAACAGCUACGUGACUGGAAUUAGACGGGAGUGGCAGGGGAUUACAUAUGCGCAGAGAGUGGUGGGCUUCACUGCACAUCGUUCCUCYGGCACCUGGAUMAURUUUUWAAGCAAWUAUUUGAUUCUAAUCCUCAUGUAAAUUUAUUUUAGGCUGAAUUUUGUUACAUGCAGCUUGGAUUUUUCCUUUCAUGCCAAUAAAACUUAUUUGAAUCUGGA